UUCUUUGUUUUCCAGGUUAUAUUUCACACUAUGUGCUGACUGUAUCUACAGAAGAUAUUUAAAAAAAAAAGAUAAACUUUUUUCCAAGAUUUUGAUUCCAGUGGAAUCUUUGCUUUAGUGUGUGUGUGUGUGUAUGUGUGUGUGUAUGUGUGUGUGUCUGUGUGUGUGUGUGUGUGUGUUAGUGUGUGUUAGUGAAUUGUAACUCCAGAAGCAAUGCCUGUACAAGCUCCACAAUGGACGGAUUUCCUUUCCUGCCCAAUUUGCACUCAGACUUUCGACGAAACAAUUCGAAAGCCCAUCAGUUUGGGCUGUGGCCAUACUGUCUGCAAAAUGUGCCUGAAUAAACUCCACCGUAAGGCUUGCCCAUUUGACCAGACCACUAUCAAUACAGACAUUGAGCUCCUCCCUGUGAACUCAGCAUUACUGCAGCUAGUGGGUGCUCAGAUCCCUGAGCAACAGCCCAUUACUUUGUGUAGUGGGGUUGAAGAUACAAAGCAUUAUGAGGAAGCCAAGAAAUGUGUAGAAGAAUUAGCGUUGUACCUGAAACCACUCAGCAGUGCUAGAGGAGUGGGUCUAAACAGCACUACUCAGAGUGUUCUGAGUCGCCCAAUGCAGAGGAAACUUGUGACUCUAGUCCACUGCCAGCUAGUGGAAGAAGAAGGCAGGAUCCGUGCUAUGAGGGCUGCUCGAUCUUUAGGUGAACGCACAGUUACAGAGCUCAUUCUCCAGCACCAAAAUCCUCAGCAACUCUCCUCGAAUCUCUGGGCAGCAGUCAGAGCUAGGGGCUGCCAGUUCCUUGGACCAGCAAUGCAGGAGGAAGCUCUGAAACUUGUCUUGCUAGCUUUGGAAGAUGGUUCUGCUUUGUCACGGAAAGUGUUGGUUCUCUUUGUGGUGCAAAGACUGGAGCCUCGUUUUCCUCAAGCCUCUAAAACCAGCAUUGGCCAUGUUGUUCAGCUCCUUUACAGAGCCUCCUGCUUCAAGGUCACCAAACGUGAUGAAGACUCUUCUUUGAUGCAGCUGAAAGAAGAAUUCAGGACUUAUGAAGCUCUGCGACGAGAACAUGACUCCCAGAUAGUGCAAAUUGCUAUGGAAGCAGGCUUAAGGAUUGCACCAGACCAGUGGUCCUCUUUGCUUUAUGGAGACCAGUCUCACAAAUCUCAUAUGCAGUCCAUUAUUGACAAGUUGCAGACCCCUGCCUCUUUUGCACAGAGUGUUCAGGAGCUAACUAUUGCUCUCCAGCGGACUGGAGACCCAGCAAACUUGAACCGACUAAGACCCCACUUGGAGCUACUAGCAAAUAUUGACCCUAGUCCAGAUGCCCCUCCUCCAACAUGGGAACAACUAGAAAAUGGCCUGGUUGCUGUACGUACAGUAGUACAUGGACUAGUAGAUUAUAUUCAGAACCACAGCAAAAAAGGAGCAGACCAACAGCAGCCUCCACAGCAUAGCAAAUACAAAACAUACAUGUGUCGAGAUAUGAAACAGAGGGGAGGAUGCCCUCGUGGGGCCAGCUGUACAUUUGCACACUCACAAGAAGAACUGGAAAAAUUUCGUAAAAUGAACAAACGUCUGGUUCCCAGAAGACCUCUGAGUGCGUCUUUGGGUCAACUUAAUGAGGUGGGCCUGCCUUCAGCACCUAUACUUCCUGAUGAAAGUGCAGUGGACUUGUCCAGCAGGAAACCGCCUGCACUACCAAAUGGAAUUGUGUCAGGGGGCACAGUGACACAGCUGAUUCCACGUGGGACAGACCCCAGCUAUGAUUCUAGUCUGAAGCCAGGGAAGCUGGACCACCUGAGCAGCAGUGCUCCUGGGUCCCCUCCUGACCUGCUGGAAUCUGCCCCUAAGAAUAUUUCUGCCUUACCUGUGAAUCCACAUCCUGUACCUCCAAGGGGACCAACAGAUCUGCCUCCCAUGCCUGUUACCAAACCAAUUCAGAUGGUACCUCGAGGUUCUCAGUUAUAUCCACCACAACAAGCGGAUGUUUAUUAUCAGGAUCCUCGAGGAACUGCCCCAGCGUUUGAGCCAGCACCUUAUCAGCAGGGUAUGUACUAUCCUCCACCACCAUGUGUGUCCCGCUUCGUAAGACCUCCACCAUCUGCUCCUGAACCUGGUCCUCCAUACUUGGAUCAUUAUCCACCCUACCUCCAAGAUCGUGUCAUAAACUCUCAAUAUGGCACACAGCCACAACAGUACCCACCUAUGUACCCACCUCACUAUGAUGGCCGUCGUGUAUACCCUGCUCAAUCUUAUACAAGAGAGGAGAUUUUCCGGGAAAGCCCCAUACCCAUUGAGAUUCCACCUGCAGCAGUACCAUCCUAUGUGCCCGAGUCCAGAGAGCGAUACCAACAGGUAGAGGGUUACUACCCAGUGGCUCCUCAUCCAGCUCAGAUCAGACCUUCAUACCCCAGGGAGCCUCCUUAUAGUCGGCUUCCUCCUCCCCAGCCCCAUCCUAGUCUGGAUGAGUUACAUCGUAGACGGAAGGAAAUAAUGGCCCAACUCGAGGAAAGAAAGGUUAUCUCUCCACCUCCUUUUGCGCCUUCACCAACAUUGCCUCCUGCAUUCCAUCAAGAGGAAUUUUUGGAUGAAGAAUUCAAGGUAGCUGGGAAGUACAAAGCAAAUGAUUAUAGCCAGUAUUCACCUUGGUCAUGUGAUACCAUCGGCUCCUACAUUGGAACCAAAGAUGCAAAACCCAAAGAUGUGGCAGCAGGGAGUGUGGAAAUGAUGAAUGUAGACAGUAAAGGAAUGAGAGACCAGAGAUUGGAUCUUCAGAGAAGAGCAGUGGAAACUAGUGAUGAUGACCUCAUCCCAUUUGGAGACCGACCAACAGUAUCUCGGUUUGGUGCCAUCUCUAGAACAUCCAAAACACUGUAUCAGGGUGCUGGUCCAAUGCAGGCCAUGGCGCCACAGGGAGCACCCACAAAACCUAUUAGCAUUUCAGAUUACAGUCCAUACGGAGCUCAUGGUGGCUGGGGAGAUUCUCCAUACUCACCUCAUCCAAACAUACCUCCUCAGGGACACUUCAUCGAGAGGGAGAAAAUGUCCAUGGCAGAAGUGGUCAGUCAUGGAAAACCCCUUCUGUCUGCUGAAAGAGAACAACUACGGCUAGAAUUGCAGCAACUGAAUCAUCAGAUCAGCCAACAGACCCAGCUACGUGGGCUAGAGGCUGUUAAUAACCGGCUGGUGUUACAGAGGGAGGUGAACACCCUGGCAGGUCAACCACUGCCCCCUCCACUGCCUCCAAAAUGGCCUGGAAUGAUCUCAAGUGAGCAGCUAAGCUUGGAACUACAUCAGGUGGAAAGAGAAAUUGGCAAGAGAACCCGGGAAUUGAGUAUAGAGAACCAGUGUUCUAUGGACACGAAAAGCAAAUUGGGUACAAGUAAGCAAGCAGAAAAUGGGCAGCCAGAACCACAAAACAAAGUCCCAGCUGAAGACCUUACAUUGACAUUCAGUGAUGUACCGAAUGGAUCAGCUUUGACACAAGAGAAUCUCAGCCUCCUAUCAAACAAGACAAGCUCUUUGAACCUGUCAGAAGACCCUGAAGGAGGAGGAGAUAACAGUGAUUCCCAGAGACCAGGAGUUACUUCCAGUUCUGCUCCCUAGUAUAUGGGUGCCCUGCUUCUACCUUCUGCUCCUUAUCAAUUCGUAGGACAUAGGGAUAGAAGAAUGGAUAACUUCUAAACUUUUUCUCUGAGUGGUCAAUGAAAUUCAGGAAAAACAGCAUCGGAGGCAAUGUGCACAAACACCACUACUAAACAAACCCUGCACAUAGUUCACAUUAAUGCAUUUUUUUAAUUUAAAGAAAAAGAAAAUUAGCAGUAUCUGCAAGCAAUUCAGAUUAAAUUUGUUUUUGUUCUGUGAAUGAACUUUAUUUUAAUAACUUUGGACGCCUUGGAUCCAGGGCUUUAAAAAAAAAGAUAUUAUAUAUAUAUAUACUCUGUUUGAUUAAUUGUAUGAUCUUAAUGAAGUAGGUUUUUCUUGUAUUUUGGUAUUAUUACAUACCCAGUGUAUAAUUCCUUUCUUCCAGUCCUUUCCAAUUCACAACCCUGCAAACUGAAAGCACUGUUUCCAAGAAUUCUGGGAUGUUAUAUUGGGUUAUUAGAAACUGUGCAGCAAACUAACUUUAUUAUAGCUAUUCUUCAGUGCACCCACACCCACACUGGAUCACUAGCUUCGUGACUUCUUUCUUACAACAUUAAAACUUUGAGUAGGGUAGGGUUUUAGUUUCAACUUUUCAGUGAAUUUAAUAGGCAGUUGAUUGUUAGAGCUACACAUUUCUAUGUUAAGGGUUCCUUGCAUUUUCUCCAUAAAAUCUGAAAGCCUAUAUGGUGUUUACAUUGCUCAGUUAGACUUAAAUGAAGAGUACCUUAAGAAUGAACCCUAAACUGGACAUGGUGGCUCAUUUCCAUGCUCCCAGAACUCAGUAUGCUGAGGAAGGAGAAAACCAAAAUAAAAAGAAGAAAAGAAACAGGCUUCAACUUGUUACUAGUGAGAACAGACAGUUCCUAGUCUCCUGUGCUGAGCUCAUGUGAGAAAGUUGGAGCUGUGCUUACAAAUUAAACUUCUAUUGAAAUUCUAGAAUGCUCAAAAAAUCAGGACAAUGAAUACAUAUUCUAUAACUUGGAGAGAUGGCUUGGCAGAGGAGCACUGGCUGCUCUCCCAGAGGACCCAAGUUCUUCCCAGCACCCACAAGGUGGCUCACAACUGCCAGUAACUCUGGUUCCAUGGAAUCUGACACACUCUUCUGGCCUUGUAGCACUAGCACACAUGGGUGCAUGUGCACAUACACACAUAAAAUACAUAAAAUAUUAAGAUCAAAUAAAACUUGAUAUGAACGUAAAUGAAUGGAGACACACAUUCAAUGGAAUGUUUAUUUUUCCUCUCAAAAGCAUAAAAGAUUUGGCAGAUAAACUGAGCUUGAAGAUAGUUUAUACAUUGAUUAUUUGUGCUGCUCAAAGUUACUAGCAUAACUAAAUAGCUUGGGUUUUAGACUUUCUCACAUUAGAAACGUUGAUGAUGGAAUUAUGAAAGAGUUCUGCUGCACAUAUUCUAAUGCUACCACUAUGUGCUUAAUUUACCAAGCCCCUGUAAAAUGACUUCAUUGUGGGACUAUUUCAUAGAGUUUAUCCAUCCCUCUGAUUGUCUGACAUCCAGUUUCCCUUUCUAGACAAUACUACUAAACAAGAAAGCACUGGAUAUGUAAUAAGUUACUGCAUUGCUUUGGUUGGGUAAAAGCAAAUGUUUAUAUUUUUCUUAUUUCUUGUACUCCUACCCGUUAACUCCUUCUGAGGUCAGAGCUACCUCAGUCUACACUCUAUGUCUGUCAUAUUGUUAAUGGAAACAAGGGGGUGGGGGUGGGGUGGGAAGGGUAAAAUAGUCCUGCCAUUGCCUACCAGUAGGAAAUCCAAACAGAACACUCAUUUGAGUAGCAAUUAUUUAAUUUGCCCAGUCAAGGCACCGUGUUUAUAUACUAUUUCACAUUGAAUUUGAUUAUGCCCUACAGACCUGGCUGGUCAAGGAUUUGAUAUACACAUAUUGGCUUGGGAUUCGAGCUUUCUUUUUUAUUUAAAUAAAAAUUUAUAUAUAUAUUAUAUAUAUACAUAUAUACAUGGCUAUAUCUGUAUAUAUAUUGGGUGUGUUUUAAAGAUUUCUUGGCAUGAGCGCAGCUGUUGCAAUAAAAUGACUGAUUGGGAGGUAGAAGCACUGAAUGACGUGAGGCGUUUUCAGUUGAUGCACACAUUUUCCUUUUCGUUUUAAAUAUACAUUUGUACAUUUGCUUUUGUUUUUUUAAGAUAAAACAUCUCUUACAUUUAUACUUUAAAUACUCAUUAUUUAUUGAGAGAAGGAAAGAAUGUUAUGUCUGACAGGAUUUUUAUUUUCUGCACAUCUACAAAAUGCUACAUUUUUGGCCUCUUGCCUUUAGUAGACAGAUUUGGGCAGAUCUUAUCUCCUUUGGCCAUGUCAGAUAAUUCCUAAGUCUUAGAAGCAGGUGGUUUGUUUUGGAAAUUGGAAUGACUGGGGGAGGGGGGGGCGCAUAUUGGUUUUUUUGGAGUUUAGAAUAAAAGUAAAUUUUCCUUGCGGUGUAUUCGAAACCCCCAGAAUGCACUCUGUUGUAGUGCACUAGUGUCCCUUCAGAUGCUAUUUUCAUUUAGCCAGAAAAUUAGUCUCUUAAUUGUGGCCUGAGUUACCCAAGCCCCAGUCUCUAUAGCCAGUCUGGGUGGGGUAGAAAGUGGAACAUGGUGUGCCUACAAUUUUGCUGUUUUAUUAAUUGGUUAUUUUCCCUUACCAAUACUUAGGUGUGUUUUAUUUGUUGGUUGUGGAGGUUGCUUGAUUCCACUGUCAGAUUUAGGGACUCUACAAAACCCCAGUAACUUUGAGGAUGUUUUCUCCCUUUAACAAAUUUUGUGUUAUGAGGCAACAAUAAAUUGAAGGAUAACUUCAUGACUCUUAACUGCUGUUUUUGUCAGAAUCUGAAAAUGGAUUUUUAUUUGUGUCUUUAUAGACAUUAAAAAAAUGAAACUCAUCAAAUAGAAAACAGAAGUUUACAGCAGCACCACUCCUUUUUGAGACAGAGUUUUUUACCACGUAGCCCAAGCUGGUUCUAAAGUCUAGAUCAGUCAGCCUCCUGAGCGAUGGGAUUUCAGGCAUGUGCCACCAUGCUCAGCAAAUGUGUAUGCUUUUUCACUUAAAUGGUUUCUUCUGAAGAUGACUAUUUGCUUCUCACUCUUUAAGAGCAAGAAUCAUCUAAGAUGAACAUGGACAAUUCUGGAAGGGUUAAGGACAUUACUUUCAUACUUGUUCAGAAACAAAGCCAGUGUGUUACUGUAGUGAAUAUAUAGAAGUACUUUGGCUCAUUCUGUUUUCAGUGAGUCUCUGGGAAAAGGAUAAAGGAACUGAGAAUGAAAUGUCGAGACUUACUCUCCUAAUUGAUAGUCACAAGGUAAGUCUAAUAGCUGCCCUCUCCCGGAUAAUUUACAGAGUCCGAUGUGACCAAAGAGCUAUUCCUUACUAAUUUUUAAUUAAACAGAACUUGUAGCAUAGGUUUCUAGUAGUAAUGUUCAAGUGACAAGACACUAUUAUUAAUGUCAAUUACAAAUAUUCAACUACUCAGAAUGUGUAAGAACUCAUUUGGUAUGGCAUUAAUGUGGGUUAUUCCCUUCUCUCAUCUUCCUUCCCUUCUGUUUCUCCCCACCCCCCAUGUAUUUAUUCUUUUGCCUAAAUGCAGAAGAUUGAUUCUGUUCUCUCUUGCUACUUGGAUACAUGAUUCCACCAGACUCCCAUGAGCUUAAGUGUGGGAGCUUAAAAUUUAGUUCCUGAGUUUCCUAUGAUUGUCUUUUUUUUUUUUUUUUUCUUUUCCUGACCCCUUGCCAUUCUGCAGUUUCCCUUUGACUUACCCAAUCUGUAACAGUGACAGUUUGCUGCCUCUAAACAGAGCAUUCAAAUGAAUUCGCUUAGCCAAUGACUUCUGUGAAGUUGCCUUUUCUAAUGGCGUUAUUACUCAGUGAUGCACAGAUGUGGUAUUUGCCCUACUGGCAGGCAAGCAAAGGUCUGGUAAAGAUAACCUGCUAUUUCUUUAAGGAGCGCCAAAGACUUGUGCUUUUACUCUUUUGGUUUUAGGGGAAAUCGUAGCCAUUUUGAUUAUGAAACCUGGUAGUAUUUGUAAGUUGAUUGUACUGUGUAGAUGUCUAAAGUUAACUGUAAGGUUAGCUGGUUUUAUAAAAUGUAACGAAAAUUCAUCAGUUUCUCUACACCAGUUAAUAUCAUCCUUGACAAUAUGUGUUUAAGAAACUCACUCUCCCUUUUGGGGAUUAACUUGAUGUAAUAGCAUCUUCUGUGUUUCUCUGUAUUUUCACUUGUGCCUACAGGACAACAUACUUUCACUAUGGUCAAGUCAUGGGGCUAGGGAUUCUUCCCGAGCUUGAGGCUUGUAAGAAAUAAUUAACUGUAGUUAUUAUCUGUUCAUCUAUGUUCAGGGACAGCUUACUUUCACUAAAUGGAAUUCAUGUGCUAUUAUUUAUAUGUACAAAUGGUGAUAGAAUGAAAUUACUCCAUAUUCUCCAUUUGGGCUUUUAAAAAUCAAGAGUUAAAUAUGUAAAAUCUUUGUAUAAAAAUCAUCUGUAAUGAUUUAUCUUUUAUUAAAAGAUAUGGUCUAAUUAGUUUUAAGGAAAAAUUAAUUACCUUGCAAAUAAACUGCAGUAUUACACUAUACACUCUUGCCCCAUAAAAUGUUCUAGUGUGUUAAAAUCUUAAUUGUUAAUACAUGUUUGUGGUGUCGCAUGGGAAUCUCAUCCCCUGAAAAUAGAGCUCAGAUUAACCAUCUUCAUUGAAACAACUUACUCUAUACCAUAGAGUUGAACAUGCAGUCUACUACUGUGACCUUUUUAUCUGCAUGCUUGUUUUGCAGAAACACAUCCAUGUCUACCUUGGACAGCUAAAGCUUUUAUAUUUAUUUCUUCAGCUCACCUCUUUAUAACUAACUGCUGAAAUGACUUGCUGGGAGUGUUUUAGUAAAUUUUAAGUUCUCAGUCACCUUUGCUGAGCCACUUCAGAGAGAGCUGUCCCCUCUUCCCCAAAGAAGGUAUAAUUUUUAAUAAAACCUUUUUGUUACUUGAAAUUUUAAGAUUCUAUUUCUGUAAUAGCUAAAGGUGUUUUCAUAAGUAACAUAUUCUAAUUGAUUAGUAAUACUAGUGACAUUAAUAAAGAAGAGGAAACUGGCACCCCCAGGAGCAAGUACCACCUUCUAAUAUGUGUGUUCUUGGUAGGUAGGUUUUCAAUGCUACACUGAAUAAAUUGGGUAAAGAACCCCAUUGUGAUAAAGGGACUUCCUUAGCACUUGGAUAGUUCUUAGGGCCUCUGGAUUCUAGACAUUGAAUUUCCCUGAACUUAACCUUGAACAAAAUUUUCACAAGAAAGUAAGUUGUUGUAAUGCAAGGUGGAAAAUUUAAAUCUUAAGAGAAUAUGUGUCAAAAAAAUGUGUAUUCGAAAAAUGAAAUCCUGUGGAGUUUGUUAUCCUGAUGUAUGUUAUUUAGUAGAUAAGAUGACUUUAUUUUGUAUUGAAGACUCACUUCCUGGUGACUCUUCAUUUGGUUUUGUGUUUUGUCUUUAACACUAAGUAGGCAGAUCACAAGUCUUUGGCUCCCAUGUUAGGUUGUGCACUCAGAGUCAUCUUAGAACUGGAAACUGUCGGGUGGUCCCACUCUAAUGAGGGCACGAAAGGUCAAGAAAUGGAAGCAAACAAACACUGGGUGGAUCAUGGUCUGGGUUUUUUGUUUGGUUUUGGUCUCCUUUUUCAAAUUGUCAUUUCUAUAAUUUAUUAGUGUAGCCUGUCUCUGGUUGGCUGGCAUUUCACAGUAAUAUCCAAACCACCCUAUAACAUUUUAUUUCCCUAUUUUCAGGCCUUUAAGGCUUUUGCUUUUCAGCUCUGCAUUCCCUGUUUAGCUAAGACAGUCCUGAGAGAUGUUCCCCUAUGCAUGUUUUUGCCUAACUUUGCACUCACCUUUGUUUUCCCACCUUCUGGAUGUAAAAGAACUGAAAGAAAAAAAUGGCAUUCAGUGGUCAUGGGCCUCAGUAUCUUCCCUUUGUAAUAAAUCUGUGACUUUCUAGGAGUAAUGCAGAAAGUGAACUGAGGUUGUAAACAAACCUUUCACCCACCUAAAUGUUUUCCAGUUGUGAGGUUCCUCUUGGUGCGUGGUCUUUCCCUUCUAUCCCUGCCGCCCUUCCCUAACUGUGAUUAAUUGGCCUCUUGGCUCAUGCCAGUCUCCUGAGACAUUCUGCAGUCAUUAUCACCUUUUUGGGUGGAUUUUACUUCGUUUUUUGUUUUGUUUUGUUUUUAAAAAAUAACUUUAACAUUGAUUCAUAUUUGCUUGGAAUAGAGCUUGUGUAAUUUACCAAUCGUAUUGAUUGUAUGUGAUUGUGCCCUGCAGAGGUAUACUUAACAAAAGUAAUCUAAGUUAAUAAAGGAGCCCAUGAGAUUUGAGUCAGAAUAGAAAUGACCUUGUAAAAUUGCAGUUUCGGAUAGUGUGAAUCCCUCUCAGAAUCAGUGGUACGGGAACUCCUAUUUUAAGGUUUUCUUCCAUUCCUCUAUUUUUCAUUCUCUCACCUCCUUAUUCUUUUCAUGUCAUUCUCUACCCACCUGCUCAGAUUUUUUUUUUCUAACUGAGCCUUAAGGUAACAGCUGGCUUUUAAAUUAGUGAAGUUUGUGAAAUUUUACAUUUUCCAAAUGUUUCCAGUUGAAAACAAAAGAUGGGUUGAAAUUCACCAACCCAGGACUAACUCCUUAGCUUCUGGCCAAUGCUGAGGUUUUAUUUGGAGGCAUUAACUUCUGCAAGUUCUUUUUGAAUAGGAAAAAAAGAACCUUGCUUGAAAUGGAACAUUCCCUUGUUUAAUAUUUCCAUUAAAAACAAAACAAAACAGCCUUCAAAACAAAUGAGGUGGAAGAAAAGAAGUAGGAGUAUGUUUAGGGCUACUGAGUUCUGGAUCUGAAUGAGUACAUAUCCCACUGGUUGCAUAUUUUUGAGAAGAUUAAGGCCUUUCUCAAUUUUGUAUUUGUGUGCAUGUUGUUUAUAUAAAGAUGCCACAUUUUGUUAAAAUGCCAUUUCCUUUAUUACCUUGGAAACUGACUCAGCCUCUUGUUGCUCCUAAUUAGGGUUUAAGGCUCUUGUGAGUUGCAGAUAAAAGGAUUCAUUUUAACAAAAAGAAGGAGGUGAUUCACCUUUUGGAUUGUAAAUAUAUGAAAUGUCUACAAGGUCUUUAUCUGCUUUCUGUCAGCAUUUAUAUUAAAUGAUAAAUUAAUGAG
Messenger RNA from Cricetulus griseus (Chinese hamster), 10792 nucleotides. The record is from RefSeq and is a predicted model, not a curated record. NCBI's taxonomy places the organism in Eukaryota, Metazoa, Chordata, Mammalia, Rodentia, Cricetidae.